Harpegnathos saltator (Jerdon's jumping ant) is the source of this 1859-nucleotide messenger RNA. RefSeq lists its product as uncharacterized. Lineage: Eukaryota; Metazoa; Arthropoda; Insecta; Hymenoptera; Formicidae. The record is from RefSeq and is a predicted model, not a curated record. The transcript has 5 exons. Bases 1 to 1707 code for a protein of 568 amino acids.
AUGCAAAAUUGUCACAAGAACUACGAUGCUCUCUUAAUUGCAAAGAUUACGAAUGAAAGGGUUGGCCCGGCGGGCAACAGCGGGCUACGACGACCAUCCCGAUCGCCGCGCAGCCAGCGUAGCCGCAGCGCGGACGUGGACUGCCUGAAGAAGUACACGGAGCGCCGCGUGGAGGAGCGCCGGCACACGGAGAUCAGCGACGCCAGCAAGCUGGACACCUCCAAGUGGGCGCCGCUGCCGAGGAACUUGCCGCGAGGUCAGCAAGCGAGUCCCGGCAGCAGCAAGAGACCAUCAAGGGACGAGCGGCAGGAUAGCGUGGACGAGUCGGCGACGGCUAUCGAAAGGUGGCCAGGCAAGCUGGCGAACUCGGCAACCUCGGAGGACCCCCGGUCCUCCGUCGCCAGGACGCUCGAUCCUGAGCUCAUCGCGCCGCGUCAGCCUGGCUCCAGGAGUCACAGCACCGACGUGACCGCUCUGAGGGCUCACGACAAGCGCAGCAUCGAGCAACGACGGCACACAGACUGCAGCGACCCGCGCACCAUCGCCACGAGGUGGAUACCGCAGAUCGACGGCGCCAAGUUUCGCCGUGAGUCGUCCCCCCUCGCGAGGGUCGACUGCGCGAUCACCAAGGGCUCGGCCAACCGGUGGAUGACCUUCGUGAAAAGUCCGUCUCCCGAUCUUGUGCCGAGGGCGAAUCCCGAAGGGAGGGAUUCCAUCGCGGAAUGCAUCAAGAAGGACGAAGGAGCGUGCAAGGACUCGGAUAACUCCAAGUGGCAGCCACCGAGGAAGUUCUCGCCGGCGAAGAACGAGAAGGGACACCUGCAGAGGCAAGAUGAAUUGGACAUGAGCAGAGAUCGCUCCUUCAGCUGCGUUGACACCAACGAUCGAGCUAUCAAGCUCAGCCAACGCAUGCGGGACCUGUACGACUUCAAGACGGAGAACGAGUGGCCGAAGAGGGCUGGGAGUUCUCAGCGAGAAAACGCGUGGAUCAGCAAGAGUAGCAGCGAGGAGGAGAGGACCAACUACCAGCCGGUUCGCAGGAACAGCCAGGACCUGGAGUUUAACGACAGGAUGAGCAGAUUCAAGUCCAAGGCGUGUGAAAUCCAAGAGUGCGAAGAAGACAGACAAAGGUCGACGAAGGACAGCCACAACGCCAGCGAGGUGUUCAUCGACGAGCAAGAGGAGCGUCUAUGGAAGUUCAACGACAAACUGCGCUACAGCGAAGACCUCGGUACGAGACGGGCACGAGGUCGUGAACGACGCACCUACUCGGACGACUACGACGAGAAAGCCCGAAGAGAGUCCCGUAUGUCCCGUCAGUCGGAAUCGUGGGUGACCAAGAGAGACCGACCAGGAGAGACACCCGCGAAGAGGGUGGACAAGGAGAACAAGCGGAACUCGGACGUGAGCGCGAAGUCGCGCGAUUCUCAUGUCAGCUACGUGGAAGUGGACUUCCCGAAGCGGGAGACGCGCACCAGCGACGCUAGCUACGCCAGCGUCAACUUCAGCAAGCGCGGCAGCGUGGAGUGCAAGAGCACCCGGAAGAUCCUGGAGGCGCCGCCGAGAAGAGCCUUCAGCCAGAGCGAUGAGCGACCCGCCACACCGGUGCCGCCGAUCGAAUGGAACGACGAGCGUUAUGUGCCCAAGAAGCUGUCCUCGGAUCGCCAGAAGAGAGACAGCACCAGGUACAAGGUGUACCUGACGUAGGGAACGCUCGUGAGGGCAGGUGUUUCGCCAAGCGAACGUCAUCGCUUUCGCCUGCUUUCUGAGUAAUCUCCGUUGACGAAGUGGAGCUACAAAUGCGACGUGUAUGUGGAAGAUGUCAGUGCGAAGUGGAGUCCGAUGCGAAGGUCAGUCGA